Suricata suricatta (meerkat) is the source of this 6252-nucleotide messenger RNA. RefSeq names its product TBC1 domain family member 4 (gene TBC1D4). Bases 278 to 4180 code for a protein of 1300 amino acids. The record is from RefSeq and is a predicted model, not a curated record. Lineage: Eukaryota; Metazoa; Chordata; Mammalia; Carnivora; Herpestidae. The transcript has 21 exons.
AAGUCGGGCCCCUCGGCGCCAGCCCGAGGAAGGAGGAUGACGAUUUAAGCCGCCCUCUCGUGCCAGUCCGGCCGCGGGGCGCCCCCGCGGAGCCGCGCCCGGGGAAGUGCCGCAUGGGGCAGGGCCGCUGAAGCGCGGAGUUCGGUGUCUCGCCGUGCCCAAGCGGGCCCGGGCGCCGGGGCGCCACUUGGCACAGUUUCGGCGGCGCCUUCCGCGCGGGAGUUGGGGGCGCGGCGCGCCUACCCGGCCGCCUCGGUGCCUUCGAGAGGCGUGAGUUAUGGAGCCCCCCAGCUGCAUUCAGGAUGAGCCGUUCCCGCACCCCCUGGAGCCUGAACCGGGCGCCCCUGCGCAGCCGGGCCCGGGGAAACCGGGCGACAAGCGGUUCCGUCUGUGGUACGUUGGGGGGUCGUGCCUGGACCACAGGACCACGCUGCCCAUGCUGCCCUGGCUCAUGGCCGAGAUCCGCCGGCGCAGCCAGAAGCCCGAUGCGGGCGGCUGCGGGGCGCCGGCCGCCCGCGAGGUGCUCCUGGUGCUCAGCGCGCCCUUCCUGCGCUGUGUCCCCGCACCCGGCGCGGGGGCCGCGGGGGGCGUCGGCCCCGCGGCCGCGCAGCCCAACCCGGCCGUGUUCAUCUUCGAGCACAAGGCACAGCACAUCUCGCGCUUCAUUCACAACAGCCACGACCUCACCUACUUUGCCUACCUGAUCAAAGCGCAGCCGGAUGACCCCGAGUCGCAGAUGGCCUGCCACGUUUUCCGCGCUACGGACCCCAACCAGGUUCCUGAUGUUAUAAGCAGCAUAAGGCAGUUAUCGAAAGCUGCCAUGAAAGAGGAUGCCAAAGCCAGCAAAGACAACGAGGAUGCCUUUUACAACUCUCAGAAGUUCGAGGUCCUGUACUGCGGGAAGGUGACCGUGACCCACAAGAAGGCCCCGUCGAGCCUCAUCGACGACUGCAUGGAGAAGUUCAGCCUGCACGAGCAGCAGCGCCUGAAGAGCCAGGGCGAGCAGCGCGGGGGCGCGGAGGCGGGCGACGACCCGGUGGUCUUCGACGCCCCAGCCGCGCCAGCCGCAGACGUCCUGUCGGAGGAAGCGGAUGGCGUCCCCGGCCCCCAGCCUGCCUUCCCACCCACGGCCGGCCCGCCCGGGCUGCCCAGCUCUCGAGUUGGCUUCCCGGAGCGAAUUUUGGAAGAUUCUGGCUUUGACGAACAGCAGGAGUUCCGGUCUCGGUGCAGCAGUGUCACCGGAGUCUUGCAAAGGAAAGUCCACGAGAACAGCCAAAAACCACAGCCGCGGAGGAGACACGCCAGUGCGCCGAGUCACGUACAGCCGUCGGAUUCGGAGAAGAAUAGGACGAUGCUGUUCCAGGUUGGGCGGUUUGAGAUUAACCUUAUCAGCCCAGACACUAAAUCAGUUGUGCUUGAAAAGAAUUUUAAAGAUAUCUCUUCUUGUUCUCAGGGUAUAAAGCACGUUGAUCAUUUUGGCUUUAUCUGUCGGGAGUCUCCAGAGCCCGGGCUGAGCCAGUAUAUCUGUUACGUGUUCCAGUGUGCCAGCGAGUCUCUGGUGGAUGAGGUCAUGCUGACUCUGAAGCAGGCCUUCAGCACAGCGGCUGCCCUGCAGAGUGCCAAGACCCAGAUCAAGCUGUGUGAGGCCUGCCCCAUGCACUCCCUGCAUAAGCUCUGUGAGCGGGUUGAAGGUCUCUACCCUCCGAGAGCCAAGCUGGUAAUACAGAGGCAUCUCUCUUCCCUGACAGAUAAUGAGCAGGCAGACAUCUUUGAGCGAGUCCAGAAAAUGAAGCCAGUCAGCGACCAGGAAGAGAAUGAACUUGUGAUUUUACACUUGAGGCAGCUGUGUGAGGCCAAGCAGAGGACCCACAUUCACAUUGGAGAAGGCCCCUCGACUAUUUCAAAUAGUACAAUCCCAGAAAAUGCAACAAGCAGUGGAAGGUUCAAACUUGACAUUCUGAAAAAUAAAGCUAAGAGAUCUUUAACUAGCUCCCUGGAAAAUAUCUUCUCAAGGGGAGCUAACAGAAUGAGAGGCCGGCUUGGAAGUAUGGACAGCUUUGAACGGUCCAACAGUCUUGCUUCAGAGAAGGACUAUUCACCAGGAGACUCUCCGCCAGGGACACCACCGGCCUCCCCGCUGUCCUCAGCUUGGCAAACAUUCCCUGAAGAGGAUUCCGACUCCCCCCAGUUCCGAAGGCGGGCCCACACGUUCAGCCACCCACCGUCAGGCACCAAGAGAAAGCUGAAUGUACAGGACGGGAGAGCUCACGGCGUGCGCUCCCCUCUUCUGAGGCAGAGCUCCAGCGAACAGUGCAGCAUUCUUCCAUCAGUUCGGCGCAUGCCCAAGGAGAGUAAUCCUUCCUCCAGUCUUCCAAGUCUUCACACUUCCUUCUCUGCCCCUUCCUUCACUGCCCCCUCUUUCCUGAAAAGCUUUUACCAGAAUUCAGGUAGACUGUCCCCACAGUAUGAAAAUGAAAUCAGACAGGACACUGCUUCAGAAUCAAGCGAUGGAGAGGGGAGGAAAAGGACCUCGUCUACUUGCAGCAACGAGUCCCUAAACACCGGAGGAACCCCGGUCACCCCUCGUCGAAUCUCCUGGCGGCAGCGCAUUUUCCUCAGGGUUGCUUCUCCCAUGAACAAAUCUCCCUCAGCAAUGCAGCAGGAUGGACUGGACAGGAACGAGCUGCUGCCUCUGUCCCCUCUUGCUCCAACCAUGGAGGAGGAACCGCUCGUUAUAUUCAUGUCUGGUGACGAUGAGGACCCAGAGAAAGCUGAAGAAAGAAAGAAGUCAGAGGAACUGAGGAGUUUGUGGAGAAAAGCAAUACAUCAGCAAAUCUUGUUGCUUCGAAUGGAGAAAGAAAACCAGAAACUUGAAGCAAGCAGAGAUGAACUCCAGUCCAGAAAAGUUAAACUAGACUAUGAAGAAGUUAGUGUAUGUCAGAAGGAGGUCUUACUAACGUGGGAUAAGAAGUUGAUGAACUGCAGAGCUAAAAUCAGAUGUGAUAUGGAAGAUAUUCAUAUUUCUCUUAAAGAAGGUGUUCCCAAAAGUCGCCGAGGAGAAAUCUGGCAGUUCCUAGCUUUGCAGUACCGGCUCAGGCACAGAUUGCCCAAUAAACAGCAGCCUCCUGACAUUUCCUAUAAGGAACUUUUAAAGCAGCUCACCACUCAGCAACAUGCCAUUCUUGUGGAUUUGGGAAGGACAUUUCCUACUCACCCUUAUUUUUCGGCACAGCUUGGGGCAGGGCAGCUGUCACUCUUUAACCUCUUGAAAGCCUACUCAUUGCUGGACAAAGAAGUGGGUUACUGUCAGGGGAUCAGCUUUGUGGCCGGAGUCCUGCUGCUGCACAUGAGCGAAGAACAAGCCUUUGAGAUGCUGAAAUUCCUCAUGUACGACCAGGGCUUCCGCAAACAGUACAGGCCUGACAUGAUGUCGCUGCAGAUUCAGAUGUACCAGCUGUCCAGGCUCCUUCACGACUAUCACAGAGAUCUCUACAAUCAUCUGGAAGAAAAUGAAAUCAGCCCCAGUCUUUAUGCUGCCCCCUGGUUCCUCACACUGUUUGCCUCUCAGUUUCCACUAGGAUUUGUAGCCAGAGUUUUUGAUAUUAUUUUCCUUCAGGGAACUGAAGUUAUAUUUAAGGUUGCACUCAGUCUGCUGAGCAGCCAGGAGGCACUUAUAAUGGAAUGUGAGAGCUUCGAAAGUAUUGUCGAGUUUCUUAAAACCACGCUACCUGAUAUGAAUACAUCUGAAAUGGAAAAAAUUAUUACCCAGGUUUUUGAGAUGGAUAUUUCUAAACAGCUUCACGCCUAUGAGGUGGAAUACCACGUGCUGCAGGAUGAGCUUCAGGAGUCCUCGUAUGCCUGUGAGGAUAGUGAGCCCCUGGAAAAGCUGGAGAGGGCCAAUAACCAACUGAAAAGACAAAACAUGGACCUCCUAGAAAAGUUGCAGUUAGCCCAUGCUAAAAUCCAGACCUUGGAGUCCAAUCUGGAAAACCUUCUGACCAGAGAGACCAAAAUGAAGUCUUUAAUCCGGACUCUGGAACAAGAGAAAAUGGCUUAUCAAAAGACAGUGGAGCAGAUCCGGAAGCUGCUGCCCACUGAUGCGCUCGCCAAUUGUGACUCUCUGCUGAGGGACCUCAACUGCAACCCUAACCACAGAGCCAAGACUGGAAGCAAGCCAUAAGUGAGGGAGGCCCUCUCAGCAGGGCGGGCUCUUAGACCGGCGAGGAAGUGGGGAGCGUGUGCUGCCGGCCCAGCGCUGGGCACCGGAGUGGACAGGCUGGAGUCCGUUGCUGCCGCGCCCGCGUCCUAGCUGGGGGACCCGGCUCUUACUAGAGAACGCCGAUCCUACGUCAUUGUACAUAUGUAGACUGUCUUUUUCUGUUAUUGUUGACUAUGUACAUACAUAUAAAAUGGACACAAAGAGUUCAUGCUUUCAGAUCAGAAGAGUAGAUGUAUAUUUAGUGAAAUUUUUUAAAUCCAAACUUCAUGAAAUCCACACCAAAGGGAAGUUAAAAUGAAAUUCCCCUUGGACAUAUGUGAAAUCAUUUUGUCUUUGUAGUGAAACAAAGCUAGAGCAUCUUUGUGUAUUGAAAUAUACUUGAAAAAAAUGAAUGUAUUUUUUUCUCCAAAGAGCAGCAUGUUUCACUCUGGUGGAGAGGUAGAAACAUCUGUAUAACUUUAUGUGUAUCUGUCUUAAAAUCUACUGACAUUGUGUAUAUCUGAUUGCCAAUCAUGCUCCUAUGAGUUUUUCAGGAAGGUGGGGGCCUUCCUCCCCUGCUAGCUCUGUGCCAACUAGCAUGUCAUGUCUACAUGCGUUUUGAGCCAGGCGAGGCAUUACUUCGGACGUGUGUUGAGAAAGUAAGACGUAGUGGAGCCUACCCACCCAGCUCAAGGUGAAAGAGAGUGUUGCUAAUUCUCUAGCAAAUCAGACCAGCAUUGUUACUCACACUAAAAAUAUCAGGCCUCCAAAACUUAAUUUAGGACCUAAAUUGUCUAGAUCAACUUUCUACUUUUUUAAUUUAAAUUACUGCUCAUAGUCCCUUUUUACUUGGUGCCAUAAUUGGUGAAAAAGAUUUGUCAUUUUCCCACAAAUGGGAACUCCUAAUUUAGUUCUCUCUACCUGCAACGGAAGAUAGGGAAAUGCAAUUAUGAUUGGUUUUCUAAAGAUAAUAUGCUGUAUUGACUUUUUUUUUAAUUGUUGUUGCCAAUGGACAGAAUCUAAUAAGCUCUCGAUCAUCUUUCCCUUGUAUGUGAAAGUUUGUGCGAAUUGGGGGAUGUUUGAGAAUUAACUGUUGAAAUCCGCUGGAGAGAAGUGGAAAGUGGCCACGGGCCCAUCUAAGAGCUACAAUUCUGCAUUUGAAGUCCCAGCUUCCUCAGGCCGCAGCUUAUUAGAGGACAUUCAUGCACGUCGGGUGUAUGGAAGGAGAGUAAUUUUCAGAGCACACAUGCAGUUCUCCAUUUGAGAUGAGUCUAGGUAGCGCCUCUGGAAGUUGACGCAGCAUUUUUGCCUCUCCAAACAAUAUGUAUCAUCACUGCUUUUUGCAGUACUUCUCGCAGAUGGAUUAUCUAGGAUAAUUUUCUUCAGAAGGAGUUUUUUUUUUUUUUUUAACACAAGCUACAGUAUAUUAUAGAGUAGAAGAAAGAGCAAAGCUCUCAAGGUUUGGGAAAACCUUGAAGAGCGGACGAUAAACCUCUAACCCCCCCCCCCCGCCUUUACACUGUUACUCAGUAUAAAUGUAAUGAUUCUUAUUACAAAUCAGCAUGCCCUCUAAUCCAGGAAAAUAAAGUCUUAUUAGGGAAGUUAAUGUAAUUGCUAGUUUUAGGAAAUGUUGAUUCUAGGUGCCCUAUUAAGUUGGGAUUAUCAGCUGAUUUGUUUCUUGGAUUCCCCCAGAUUUCUCUGUUUGUAGGAGAGGUUUUUUCCUAUGAGGGAUAUGACAAAUAUCAUCUACUUACUAAUUACCUUAUGUGUGUUAUAUACAGGUGGUAGCCAAAGAAUCUUUAAGUUGGGAAAAGAAACUUUUCCUUUCAGUUCAAAGUAAAUUCUAUUCUGGAUAUUCAAAGUGAGCGUUAUGAGUUGCAUUAUGGUGUUCAGAGAUUAAGGUGUUUUGGAUACAAUAUUUCUUCUGAAAAUGAAUUUUCUUUUUCGUUUGUGAUUUUUUAAAUGUUGCACCAGUUAUGUUUUAUGUAUUGUUACAUCUUCAUCAGAUUAAUGUAAUGUCUAGUUCAUUUCCAAUAAAUACAUUGCUACAGUUU